UCACUGCUGCAGGAUUCAUUCACCUGGUGGAAAAUUCUGGUGAUCCCUGGCUCAAAGGUAGAAAUUCACAGAAUAUAACAUAUUUUGAGUCCAUUUACCUGGUCAUGGCAACAGUGUCAACUAUUGACUUUGAAGAUGUGGUGGCCAAGACAUGCCUAGGAUGGACCUUCAUCAUUUUCUUCACUCUGGGGAGUUUGAUACUGUUUGCAAACUAUGUCCUUGAAAUGGUGGAACUUUUUGCCAACAAGAGAAAAUACACCAAGUGGUCAAAGGGAAGAAGUUCAUCGUGGUGUGUGGGAACAUCACUGUUGACAGUGUGACUGCCUUCCUGAGGAAUUUUCUCCACCACAAGUCAGGGGAAAUCAACACCGAGAUUGUUUUCCUGGGAGAGGUUCCUCCUUCUUUGGAAUUGGAAACCAUAUUUAAAUGCUACAUGGCCUAUACAACUUUUAUUUCUGGAUCUGCACUGAAAUGGGAGGAUCUGAGGUGAGUUGCGGUGGACUCUGCAGAAGCAUGCUUUAUCAUAGCCAACCCUUUGUGUAGUGAUCCACAUGCUGAAGAUACUUCAAACAUUGUGUGCUCUCUAUCAAGAACUACCCUAAGACCAGAGUCAUCAUACAGAUACUUCAGUCCCAUAACAAGGUUUUCCUGCCAAAGAUUCCCAGCUGGAACUGGAAUGCUGGAGACAACAUUAUCUGCUUUGCUGAAUUAAAGCUCGGAUUUAUCGCCCAAGACUGUUUGGUGCCAGGCUUGUGCACCUUUCUGACAUCUCUAUUUGUUGAACAAAACCAAAAGGUUUGUCCUAAAAAGCCCUGGCAAAAAUAUUUCUGUAACAGCCGGAAGAACAAAAUCCUGACUCAGCGUCUCUCCGAUGACUUUGCUGGAAUGAGUUUUCCUGAAGUUUCCCUUGGUCUAAUAUUAAAUCCACCUGCAGAAGUUAGGCUGCAUAAGAAUACAUUAGGGUUCUUUAUAGCCGAAUCUACAAAGGAUGUCAAAAUAGCCGCCUUUUACUGUGCCACCUGUCACAAUGAUGUGUACACUCCUGAGCUCAUUGGAAAAUGUAGCUACAAAAGCAAGAAUCAUCAACAUAUCAUAGAUAUAACGCCGAUUAAAAAGAAGAGCAGCCGGAAAGAAUUCUCCUCUGCCACACCAAGGGGUUCUUUCCCAAGGGAGCAGUAAAAAAUGACGAGCAGCUUGAGCAUUGCCACCAGGACUUUUCUGUAUGAAACGGAAGACAAUUCUGACCAGCUUGACAGCAGUGGCAUGUUUCACUGGUGCAAAGCAACCCCUUUGGACAGGGUGAUUCUGAAAUGAACUGAUGAGACAAAAUACAGAUUUUGAAACCACGUGGUAGCUUGUGUCUUCAGAGAGGCUCACUCAACGCUGAUGGAGCUUCAGAAUUUUGUAAUGCCCUUGAGAACUAGCAACUAUACCCGGCAGGAGCUGAAGGACAUUGUGUUCAUUGGCUCUCUAGAUUACCUGCAGAGAGAAUGGCUCUUUCUCCAGAAUUUUCCCCAGAUAUACAUUCUGCCUGGGCCUGCACUCUUUCUUGGGGACCUCUGUGCAGUCAGCCUAGAGGAGUGUUCCAUGUGUGCUGUCAUAUCCUCGCCAUCCAUGUCAUCGAGCAGCCAGACUUUGAUGGACACAGAGGCCAUCAUGGCCACCCUCAACGUCGGAUCACUGAAGAUCAGCUGCUCUGCCCAGACAGAGCAAGAGGAGCUAUCACAGCGCUCCAGUAAAUGUCCUGGGAAAUCAAAAUACCAAAGAGUCCCCAUCCUCACUGAACUGAAGAAUCCUUACAGCAUCCACUUCAUUGAACAGCUUAGUGGAAUGGAAGAUCACCUCUCAGUAACAAGCCUGCACCUCAGCACUGCUUUUUCCACAAGGCGCUAUCUUUUCUGGCAGCUUCUUUAACUCCCUCCUGGCCACAGCCUUCCACAAUUAUCACGUUCUGGAAUUACUUCAGAUGCUGGUAACAGGAGGGAUAAGUUCUCAGCUGGAACAACAUUUGGAUAAGGAUUUCUUCUGGCUGACCGAAAGCUGCGCUUCAGUUUUGUCUGGAAGAAUGAGGUAUAAGCUGGGGCUUCUGUCCUUAAACCAAACGGUUUUGUCAGAUAUUCAAGUGAGUCUCCUCUUAUCAUGAUCAAGUUUCCCACUUCCUUAGCUCAGAGUGUCUGAAAAUGACCCA
This is a messenger RNA of Manis pentadactyla (Chinese pangolin), 2188 nucleotides long. RefSeq names its product potassium channel subfamily U member 1-like. Lineage: Eukaryota; Metazoa; Chordata; Mammalia; Pholidota; Manidae. The record is from RefSeq and is a predicted model, not a curated record. The coding region runs from base 1387 to 1914 and encodes 175 amino acids. The transcript is spliced from 2 exons. Gene Ontology annotation, biological process: reproductive process.